AUGGUGGCCAAAGGAAAAGGAAUUUACUCUUUCAUAUUACUCUCGUUUCUGAUGGCUACGCCACCCCCUUCCUAUGAUUUCACAUACCAAGUGUUCCUUAGUUUCAGAGGUAUUGAUACUCGCUAUAGUUUUACUGGAAAUCUCUACAAAGCUCUUACUGACAACGGAAUACACACCUUCUUUGAUGAUGAUAGUCUUCAAGGAGGGCAUGAAAUCACACCAUCACUUGUAAAGGCUAUUGAAGACUCUAGAAUUUUUAUUCCUGUGUUUUCUAUCCACUAUGCCUCUUCAUCCUUUUGUUUGGAUGAACUUGUUCACAUCAUUCACUGCUUCAAGACAAAAAAACGUCUCAUUUUGCCUGUUUUCUAUGGUGUGGAACCUUCUCACGUGCGACAUCAGAAUGGGAGUUACGGUGAAGCACUGGCUAAGCACGAAGCCAGGUUCCAAGGUAACAAGGAUAACAUGGAGAGGUUGAAAAAAUGGAAAUUAGCUCUUAACCAAGCCGCUAAUUUGUCUGGUUACCAUUAUACUCCUGGAUACGAAUACAAGUUUAUCAAGGGGAUAGUCAAAUACAUCUCCAACAAGAUCAAUCGUGUUUCUUUACACGUUGCUGAGUACCCGGUCGGAUUACACUCGCAAGUACUGCAAGUGAAAUCGCUUUUUGAUAAUAGAUCUGAUGAUGGGGUCCUCAUGGUAGGAAUUUAUGGGCCCGGAGGCUUGGGUAAAUCAACACUUGCAAGAGCAAUUUAUAAUUUUGUUGCCGAUCAAUUUGAAGAUAUAUGUUUCAUUCAUAAUGUGAGAGAGAAUUCAAGUCAAAAUAACUUAAAACAUCUCCAGGAGGAGCUCCUUUUGAAAACAGUUGGAUUAGACAUUACGUUAGGAGAUGUUAGUGAGGGAAUUCCAAUCAUAAAGGAAAGGCUACAUAGAAAGAAAAUUCUUUUGGUUCUCGAUGACGUUGACAAACUGAAGCAACUGCAGGUUUUGGCUGGAGGACUUGAUUGGUUUGGUGCGGGUAGCAUAGUCAUCAUUACUACUCGAGACAAGCACUUAUUAACAAGUCAUGGGAUACAAAGAACAUAUGUAGUAAAAGAGUUAAAUGGGAAAGAAGGUCUUGAAUUGUUGAGGUGGAUGGCUUUCAAAAAUAACAAAGUUCAUUCAAGUUAUGAGGAUGUUUUAAACCGGGCUGUUGCUUAUGCUUCUGGCUUUCCAUUAGUUUUAGAAAUAGUGGGUUCCAAUUUGUUUGGAAAGCGCGUAGAAGAAUGGAAGUAUACAUUAGAUGGGUAUGAAAAGAUUCCCAAUAAAGAGAUCCAAAAGAUACUUAAAAUAAGCUUUGAUGCUUUGGAGGAAGAGGAACAAAGUGUCUUCCUAGAUAUUGCUUGUUGCUUUAAAGGAUGUAGUUUGACAGAGGUUGAAGAGAUACUCCAUGCUCAGUAUGGUGGCUCCAUGACACAUCGAAUUCAAGUAUUGGCAGAAAAAUCUCUCAUUAAGAUUGGUCAUUUCGAGCAGAGUUGUAUUUGUAAUGUGACAUUACAUGACUUGAUAGCGGAAAUGGGUAAAGAAAUUGUCCGACAAGAAUCACCCAAAAAACCUGAAAAACGCAGUAGGUUGUGGUUCCGAGAAGAUAUAAUUCAAGUGUUAGAAAAGAAUGCGGAAAAUAGUGAUAUUGAAAUCAUAUCUCUGGAUUGCGGCUCAUCUGAAGCAGCAAUAGAUUGGAACGGAAUGGCUUUCGGGAAGAUGAAAAGGCUCACGACACUUAUUAUUAAAAGUGAUAAUUUUUCCAAAGGCUCUAUAGAUUUUCCAAGUAAUUUGAGAGUAUUAAAAUGGCAAAAAUAUCACUUGCAGUGUAUUCCGUACUGUUUUUUCAACAAGAUGUUUGUGAAUAUAAAGGUUUUGAAAUUUGACAAUUGUGAAUAUUUAACACAAAUAUCAGAUGUCUCUUGUCUUCCAAAUUUAGAGAGUUUUUCAUUUGAAAAUUGUGAGAAUUUAAUUACAAUUCACAGUUCGAUAGGAUUGCUGAAUAAACUUGAGUUCUUGAAUGUCAGUGGUUGCAUUAAGCUCAAAAGUUUUCCACCAUUGAUGUUGGCUUCUCUUAAAAAACUGAAACUUUCACAUUGUAAGAGUCUACAAAGUUUUCCAGAAAUAUUAGGCAAGAUUGAAAAUAUAGAAGAUAUUGAUAUUCGGGAAACUUCCAUAGAGGACUUUCCCGUUUCAUUUCAAAAUCUCACCGGACUUAUUUCGAUAUCUAUAAAGGGACAUGGGGUGUUUAGGUUACCAAGUUUCAUUUCAAAGAUGCCAAAAUUCUCAAGUAUUUGGGUUCACCAAUAUCAUUUCAUAAUGCCAAGACAGUUUUCCACAAUGUCUUCAAAUGUGAAAUGGCUUUAUCUCUAUGAAAGCAACCUCUCAGUCUCAGAUGAAUACCUUCCAAUAGUUCUCACUUGGUUUUCUAAUGUGGAAGAAUUAAACCGAGUUGGAGUCAAUUUCAAAAUUCUUCCGGAAUGCCUCAAAGAACAUUGUCCUCUACAUGAACUUGGAUUGUUUAGUUGCAAGUCUCUUGAUGAAAUAAAAGGGAUUGGGCUAAAUCUUGUUAUUCUGUCUGCAUUAGACUGCAAAUCACUGAAUUCCUCUAGUAGAAGAAGUAUGCUAGGGAAUCAGGAACUACAUGAGGGUAGAACUACCCAUUUUUGUUUUCCACUAGGAAGUGAGAGGAUUCCGGAGUGGUUUGAGCACCGAAGCAUUGGACCAACGAGAAUUUCUUUCUGGUUUCGUAACAAGAUCCCUUCCAUAGCUCUCUUCUUUUCUACUAAAUGGAUGUAUGACCACAAUGAAAAGCUUCAGUUAAGAGUAAAUUUGUUCGUCAAUGGCGGCUAUAAAUAUACUUUUUCUCUUAAGGAAUUUACUGAGGUUUCCUUGUUAGAAACGAAUCAUAUAUAUCUAAUAUAUAUUGAUUUGGAAGAACUAGUUCACCGCUCGGAAAACUAUGAAAAACUUGAAUCUAAACUAAAAGAAGCACUUUUAAAAAAUGAAUGGAUCCAUAUGGAGCUUAAGUUAGAGAGCUAUUCGAAGUUAGCAGAUGAUAACGAUGAGAUGAGGAAAUCGCUCCAUACAAAAUUUGGAAUCCACGUGUUCAAAGAGGAAAACAACUUAGAAGAUAUCGAAUUCACCAAUCCUUAUAGAAAGAGAAAAUCAUAUUAA
Molecule: messenger RNA, 3192 nt
Organism: Vicia faba (fava bean)
Lineage: Eukaryota; Viridiplantae; Streptophyta; Magnoliopsida; Fabales; Fabaceae
Source: the annotation of a GenBank genome assembly